AUGGCGUCUACACAAAAGCUCUUCGCCGUGGUCGUAGGAGCGGGGCCCGGCACAGGCCGCGCUGCCGCAUUGAGAUUCGCAAAGGCGUAUCCCGUGGUCCUGCUCGCCCGAACCCCCGGUAGCUACCAGGACACGGUCAAGGAGAUCAACGACGCCGGGGGCAAGGCCGUCGGCAUCAGCACCGACGCGAGCGACAUCAAGGCUCUGGAGUCUGCCUUUGAGUCUAUCGGCAAGGAGCUGCCGGGCCACAAGCUCGCCGCCGCUAUCUACAACGCAUCUGCCAGGCUGGCACCGAAACCAUUCCUCGAGAUUAAGCCGGAGGAGUUUGACGCCAGUAUUGAUGCGAACAUCCGAGGCUUCUUCAACUUCGCUCAGAAGGCACUCCCGCUCCUCGAGGACGCCGUCAGUUCGUCGCCUCACCCGCCCUCGCUGAUCGUCACGGGCGCGACGGCCUCCGUCAAGGCUUCGGCCAGGUUCGCCGCCUUUGCGUCGACGAAGUGGGCAAAGCGCGCCUUGACACAGUCGCUGGCGCGCGAGUACGGCCCCAAGGGCGUACACGUCGCGCAUGCGGUCAUUGACGGCGUGAUCGAUAUCCCGAAGACUGCGGGCUAUAGCGUUAACGGUGGUGGGGAGGACAGCAAGAUCAGUCCUGACUCGAUCGCCGAGACGUACUGGAACUUGCACACGCAGCACAGAUCGGGAUUCACCUGGGAAGUCGAUAUCCGACCCUUCAUCGAGAAGUGGUGA
Molecule: messenger RNA, 747 nt
Organism: Anthostomella pinea
Lineage: Eukaryota; Fungi; Ascomycota; Sordariomycetes; Xylariales; Xylariaceae
Source: the annotation of a GenBank genome assembly